UAUCUAUUAAAACCCAGAAAUAAUUAAGCAUCACCUGCAGUUUCACCAUUUGGGUGCUUUCUUCUUCUUCUUCUUCUUGGUGUAGACAUUCACAAGGGAAGAAAAAUAGUUGAGGAAGAUGGAGAACGAGGCUCCUCUGUUAUUACCGGGGAACAGAAGGAAAACGCCGUUGUUACCAUGGGUUGCUUUAAUGGAGGAGCUGAAAAGGGUGAGUUUCAUGUCGGCACCCAUGGUGUUGAUCUCAGUGUUUCAGUAUCUUCUUCAGAUUAUUUCCGUUGUCAUGGCUGGACGACUCGGUGAACUCGCUUUCUCAGGGAUCUCUAUUGCUAAUUCCUUCUCAAACGUUACUGGCUUCUGUAUUCUUUUGGGGAUGUCUGGUGCAUUGGAGACUCUUUGUGGGCAAGCUUAUGGAGCAAGGCAAUAUCAUAAGCUCGGAAAUUUCUUCUACUCUGCUGUGAUUAUUUUCUUUUUCAUUGGCAUUCUUGUUUCUGUUCUUUGGAUAUUUUCAGGCAAAUUACUGAUACUUCUAGGUGAAGAAACCUCAAUCUCUUUAGAAGCUUCCAAGUAUUGCAUUUUUCUUAUACCCUCAAUAUUUAGCUAUGCAAUAUUUCAAUCCCUCCUUCGCUACUUUCUAUCUCAAAAUUUCAUUGCUCCGCCGCUCAUAACCACAUCUGCAGUGCUGUGUUUGUAUAUACCUUUGUGUUGGAUUUUGAUAUAUAAGUUAGAGUUAGGGAUUGGUGGAGGAGCAUUAGCCUAUGGUUUGGCAUUUUGGUUGAAUCUGGCCUUGCUUGGAACUUACAUGAAAUUCUCUUCAUCAUGUGAAAGAAGCCGGAAACUUGUUAAGAAAGAUGUUUUGAUGAGCAUUAAAGAUUUUGUUCGUUUAGGAAUCCCUUCUGCUCUAAUGUCAAGUUUAGAAUGGUGGUCGCCCGAUCUGCUUGUUCUACUAUCUGGGCAUUUACCAAAUCCAGAACUUGAAACCUCAGCUCUUUCUAUAUGUGUGACAACAAUUUCGCUGCACUAUCUUGUAUCAACUGCAUUUGGGUUUGCUGCAAGCAUUCGAGUUUCAAAUGAACUGGGAGCCGGGAAUGAACGGGCAGCUCAAGUAGCUGUUGGUGCUAUAAUGACUCUUGCUGUUACAGAGUCAGUUAUUGUGAGCAUUGUUCUCUUCUUUUUCCGCCAUAACUUGGGAUAUGCUUACACAAACAAUGCGGAAGUUGUGAAUCUUGUCGCGGAGUUAUGUCCCAUAACUUGUUUAUGCAUCGCUGUUCAGGGAAUUCUUGUUAUACUCUCUGGGGUUACUAGAGGUUGCGGAUUGCAGCAUUUAGGUGCUUAUAUAAACUUCGGAGCAUAUUACCUGGUUGGAAUUCCAUUGGCUGGUUUACUAGGCUUCGUUCUUCAUUUUGGAGUAAAAGGCCUUCUGAUUGGAUUGUUUGCCGGAGCUGCAGUAGAAUCCUUUUUGCUUGCUCUCGUUACCGCGCUCACAAAUUGGCACGAACAGGCAAGGAAAGCACAGGAGAGGGCAUUGGAAGGGACAUUGUUGUGAAUUUGAAGGAGCAAAAUGAGUAUUUUCGCUCUUUGGAGUUUUCGGGUUUGUCUCGAAUUUCACUCUCUCCUUAAGUUAUAACACACACAACAUUAAAUUAUAAAUAAUAAAUUUUGAAUAAUUAAGGUUACAAUCU
This is a messenger RNA of Carica papaya (papaya), 1679 nucleotides long. Its product is annotated as protein DETOXIFICATION 10-like. The record is from RefSeq and is a predicted model, not a curated record. Gene Ontology annotation, biological process: xenobiotic detoxification by transmembrane export across the plasma membrane. Gene Ontology annotation, cellular component: membrane. Gene Ontology annotation, molecular function: antiporter activity; xenobiotic transmembrane transporter activity. NCBI's taxonomy places the organism in Eukaryota, Viridiplantae, Streptophyta, Magnoliopsida, Brassicales, Caricaceae.